UUUCCUCCCGGGGCACGAUCUGCAACUGUAGACUCUGUACUCUACCUCUCUCUCUGUCUCUCUCUCAUGGCUACUGUAAACAAAUCAAAGCCUAGCGACGGCAACAGCAAGAAGAGGAAGCAACGAUAUCUUCCACACAACAAACCAGUGAAGAAGAAGGGUUUGUACCCAUUACACCCAGGAAUUCAGGGCUUCUUCAUAACUUGUGAUGGUGGAAGGGAACACCAAGCCUCUCAGGAAGCCAUUAACGUUAUUGAUUCUUUUUAUGAAGAGCUAGUACAAGGGAAGGAUUCAUGUUUGACACUCACAGAAUUAGCCAGUAAACCCUUGAACAAAAAAACUACAUUCACAUAUAGUAGUGAUGAUGAUGAUGAUGAGGAUGACGACGAUGAUUAUGAAGAUGAUCAGAAAGACAAGGAAGAGGAAAAAGAAAAGUCAAAUACUCAAAGAAACAGUGAUGAAAAUCAUGAAAGUUUGUCAAACAAAAAAUCAGAUCCUCAAGAAGAAUGUGAGAAUCUAAUAAAAGAAAAUAUGGAAGACAGUAAAGACAAUGGUAAGAGUCAUCAUAAUCAAGAAGUUGAAGCCAAGGAGCCACCAGAAAAGAAACAAUGCCUAGAAACAGAUGUAUCAAAAGGUGGAAAUGUUGUCCAUAAUAAAAUGGAGAAGUCUAUUGAUAAGUUAAUUGAAGCCGAACUCAGAGAGUUGGGAGACAGGAGCAAGAGGCGUUUUAACAAGCUUGAUUCGGGCUGCAAUGGUGUUGUCUUUGUUCAAAUGCGCAAGAGAGAUGGCGACCCCAGCACCAAAGAUAUUGUACAACACAUGAUGACGUCACUUGCCUCAACUAAGAAGCAUAUGUCAAGGUUCAUGUUAAGAGUGCUACCAAUUGAAGUGUCAUGUUAUGCUUCAGAAGAGGAAAUUACUACAGCAAUCAAACCCCUCAUUGCACAAAACUUUCCUGUGGAAACUCAGACCCCGCAAAAGUUUGCAGUGUUAUACGAAGCCCGCGCUAAUACUGGUAUUGAUAGAAUGAAAAUCAUCAAUGCAGUUGCAAAAUCUGUCCCUGGACCCCACAAAGUUGAUUUAAAUAAUCCAGAUAAGAACAUAGUGGUUCAAAUUGUCAAGACUGUUUGCUUGAUUGGGGUUGUGGAGAAAUACAAAGAAUUGGCCAAGUACAAUCUGAGGCAGCUCACAUCACCCAAACCAUAGCCAAGCACCACAUUUCUAUGUCGGGUUCGGAUAUCUGAAGAUCCAUCUGCCGUGUAAUUUUUAUGUUAUAUACUACUAGUUUAUAAAUUCCAUUAGAAAGCAUGAUCUUGGAUUUAAGAAAUGAAGUUUUGCGAGAUUAUAUUUCACUGGAACUCUGAAAGUAAUUUUAGUUAUUGCUAAUUUUGGUUCCUGUUACCUCUCUUCAAAGUUAAAACUGUUGAGACUAAUUACCAAAAUACUAUGGUUUUUAAAAAUGAAAUAUCAUCAUCACAUAGUGGAUUAUUAUUG
Messenger RNA from Cornus florida, 1494 nucleotides. RefSeq lists its product as uncharacterized. Gene Ontology annotation, biological process: tRNA modification. The transcript is spliced from 7 exons. Bases 67 to 1206 code for a protein of 379 amino acids. Gene Ontology annotation, molecular function: RNA binding. The record is from RefSeq and is a predicted model, not a curated record. NCBI's taxonomy places the organism in Eukaryota, Viridiplantae, Streptophyta, Magnoliopsida, Cornales, Cornaceae.